Molecule: messenger RNA, 2457 nt
Organism: Trypanosoma brucei brucei TREU927
Lineage: Eukaryota; Euglenozoa; Kinetoplastea; Trypanosomatida; Trypanosomatidae
Gene: Tb927.4.590
Exons: 1
Coding region: 1-2457 (818 amino acids)
Biological process (GO): protein folding in endoplasmic reticulum
Cellular component (GO): EMC complex
Molecular function (GO): protein binding
Source: RefSeq, a predicted model, not a curated record
AUGCGGCCCACUUUAUACUUUCUGUUGCUCAAGUUGUGCCUCAUUUGUGGACUCAUUGUUCCAAUCCAAGCCAUACAUGAAGAUGAGCAGGGGUUACGUGACUGGAUUUUGCGCUUUGUCGGCCAGGUGGAGGGCGCCGCACUGCAUCCUAAGCUGAAACUUAACAACGUGUACAUAAGGUCUGCUCAGGGGGCGGUUGCCGCACUUUCCCUUGACAGCGGAGAGUUACUGUGGAGGAAAGUUUUUAGCGAACCACGUGUGUGCAUUGGAGUAACUGGCGGCUCUGUCUUUGUCUCCUCCCGGUCAGGAGCAGUGCACGUUCUUAACGCAGGGACUGGAGCAGUAGAAACCACUUUCAAAUUGCUCUUGCCAGCCGGCGCAGACGUGGAGUCGUGUAAAAGCAUCACAAAUAGUAAGGCGAGAUUUGCCGCCUUCGACGGUAAAAACGCACAUAUCUUCGAGUUAGAUAUGAAUUCUGAUGACGAAGAAGUUAAGACUCUCGGUCAAUUUCCCAUUGGGGAGGACGUGAAGGGCCUACGCCUUAGCGACGCUCACCUUUGGGUGGUGCGACGGUUAUCUGCCGAUCGCUACUCCCUUAAGGGUGCGGUCGAAAUUACAGGCGUUGAUGCUGUGGGUGGUAUUGACGUUACCUCUUCGGCCGAGGCAGUUGCAUAUUCUUCACACAAGGUAACACUUGUAAGACAUGGCCCUCAACGCGAGACAAACGGCGCUGUGGAACAGGAAGUAAUUGACUGUAGUGGUUGUGCUGCGUCGGUUAUGACAAACCCGGCUGGCGUGUUUCAGGGAUACGUAAUCGGCCAGGCGGAUCCCAACGGUUUCAUGGUUAAGUUCCCUGCUAAGAGUAUUCACGUUCCUUUAAAGGGCGGGACAAAAGGUGCUCCCGCUAUACUUCUUGCUGUGCAGGGCGAUGGAGACGGCGCAUGGGCUCUCGUUCGCGCACCCAAUGACCAUCUUGUUGUGGUGCGAGAGAACGGAGGGGUGAAGUGGGAACGGUGGGAAGGCCUUUCAAGACUCGCGGCGGUAGUUGUACUUGACAGUUCAUCGAAGGAAGAUCGGUUUGGUUUGUCAAAAGAAGCCUUGGGAAUUUCUACACGUGGCGUAGUAUAUAUGAUUCCUCUGGCAGAAAUGGGAAGUAACAUGAAGGUGCUUGUCGAUGUAUCUAAAACUGUGCUGGAGAUGACAACCGCCGCUUCCGUGGAGAAUAUAGCGUUCGAAAAAUUAGAGGUAUCCGGAGCGGAUACUGCUACUUUAUUCGCUUCUUUUGGUGUGGUUAAGAUUCGGGUAAUUUUAAAUGUCGUCACCGGUGCUGUGGUAGAGGCAACAAAGCACGAAGACUCACUGAUUGUUGCACCUACAUUUGACGUCAAGCGUUCGCUUGCGGUGAACGGAAAAAUCCCCCAUUCCAAGUUGCACGUAUUCAGUUUGAAUAUGACAACGGGAACCAUCAAGGGUUAUCUAGCCUCAUCAUCUCCGUCUGUGACGCCACUCUGGACCGUGCAACUGCCAUUUCCCAUUAUUGCCGUUGCUACGGGUGAGGAUGCACUCCGCACUUCAUUGGUGAAUAAUAUUCGUGUGUUUCCGAAUAAAAGCAGUGGUAUGGAGGAGGUACGUCGCAAGUUUCCAACGCGCAACGUCCUCGCAGUGGCGUACUACGAGCCCGUUGACGACGAGAUGCCAACUCUUGUUGUAACAGCUGUCGAUGUUGUCACAGGAAGCGUUCUUGCGUCCAUGCGUCAUCGAAAUGUAGAAGGACCGGUGCAUAUCCUCAUUGUGGAGCACGCUGUGCUUUACCACUUUAUGGAUGUGGAAAAGAUGCGCCAUUCCCUUGGCGUGUGGGAGAUGUUUGAAACCGAGGUUGGCCCAGUACUUUUCAAGGAUACGGGUGCCACACCACCUCAGGUGAUCUCAUCGUUUUUCUCCCGGCACAAGCGCGUAUUCAGUUCCCGUGCUACAUGGCCACCUGUUGUGGUAGGAUCUGUGCUCGGUAUGCACGGCGGUGGGGUUGCCAAAAUGAGCGUCACGACGUCCUUCGGCGCCAUCGCACGAAAAAGUCUUCUGUUUGUGUUUACGUCCGGGAGGGUUGCCUCCGUGGGGCUUAACCGUCUACUUGCUGGUGGGCAGGUUUCCUUAGGUGACGGCGCCGGGCAGUUAACACAUGUGAUCAUUCCGAGCACUGCUAUAGUUACCCACAGGUAUCGAGCGGCACGUCCCACUCUAAUUGCAACGCGACCAACAAAUCUUGAAAGCUCCUGCCAUGUACUCGUUUCAGGUAUGGACCUCUUUUACGUGCGCACCUCUUCUGGAAAGGAGUUUGACCUCCUUAACAGUGAUUUCAACAAGACUCUGCUGAUAGCUCUUACAUGCAGCUUUGGUGUCCUUUCCCUUGUGGCACGCUACUUUGCCAUGCGUAAAGGUGUGAGACAACUGUGGCGAUAA